AUGUCAGACUCCGCGCCAAAUGUUGAGCUGCAUACUUCCAAUGAUGUUCUUGAAAAUUCUAUCGGCCCAGCCUAUGCGGUGAGCACUCAAACAAUUACUGGUCCUGAACCGAAAGCAAAAUCGAACCAACGGCAACCGAAGUCUACGAAGGAGUGUUUCACGGCAAAGCCGGGAGAGUCCGCAGUAAUAUCAAUCAUCAAAAGCCGCCGGGACAAGCGCAAGGAAAAACAAGGCCGCCGAAGGAGGAAUCGAGCGCAGCAACGCGAGGAUUACAUCGAACGGCUCGUUGCACAGCACACACACGACGAGAUCAGAAUCCUGCACCUCAAGCAGCAAAUCAAUUCACGCUGGCGCCAGGAUGCGGAGUUCUUGGCCCACAAGCUGCAUUCGCGCGCACGGAGUGUCUGA
Molecule: messenger RNA, 408 nt
Organism: Penicillium antarcticum
Lineage: Eukaryota; Fungi; Ascomycota; Eurotiomycetes; Eurotiales; Aspergillaceae
Exons: 2
Coding region: 1-408 (135 amino acids)
Source: RefSeq, a predicted model, not a curated record